Molecule: messenger RNA, 2208 nt
Organism: Ziziphus jujuba (common jujube)
Lineage: Eukaryota; Viridiplantae; Streptophyta; Magnoliopsida; Rosales; Rhamnaceae
Product: inorganic phosphate transporter 2-1, chloroplastic
Exons: 3
Coding region: 211-1977 (588 amino acids)
Biological process (GO): phosphate ion transmembrane transport
Cellular component (GO): membrane
Molecular function (GO): phosphate transmembrane transporter activity
Source: RefSeq, a predicted model, not a curated record
UAAAAAAAAAAAAAAAAAAAAAAAAGAUAAGUAGAAAAAUCCAUUUCAAAAAAGAAAUGCACUCUCCUAUAUUCUUCUUCAGCCACCUACUCUUUUCUCUUCGUCUGCCUCACCAAAUUCCAUGGCCAAAAAUCAACCAGAAUAAUUCCAUUCAUAUUCUGCAUCUUUCUUUUCUCUCUUUCUCUCUUCUUUUCUUCCUACCUAAAAAGCAUGAUUCCCUCUUAUUGCUUCUCUUCAACUAGAAACACUACCUCCUCACUAGCUUUUCUUCUCCAAAAUCAUCACUUAUUAUUACCAAAAUACCAUUCUUCUUCCUUAUCCCGUGAAACCCACCUUCUGAAAAAGGAAACCAGCUUUCUCAAGCCUCAAGCUCUCCCACCCAAGUUUUCUUUUCCGAUCUUGAGGCCGAAAAACUCGAACUUUACACACCCUUUUGCUAGUAUUUCCUCUUUUGCUGAAGCUGAAGGUGAGGAGAAACAGAAUGAAGCUAUCAAAGUUAACGAUGAGAAAACAGAGGAGGGCCAAAACGACUACUUGCCUGGAAUGGCUCAGUCUUUCCGCAUAUCAUCGAGAACUGCCUCUGCCAUUUCGAUAUUCAUAGCAUUUGCAGCUUUGAGUCUUCCUUUGUUCAUGUCGUCUUUGGGGCAGGGCUUGCCUUUGAAGACCAAAUUGUUGUCGUAUGCGACUCUGCUAUUUGGGUUUUACAUGGCUUGGAAUAUUGGAGCGAACGACGUGGCAAACGCCAUGGGAACUUCGGUUGGUUCUGGGGCAUUGACUCUACGGCAGGCCGUGUUGACAGCUGCAGUGUUGGAAUUCUCAGGGGCAAUGUUGAUGGGGACCCACGUGACCAGCACAAUGCAAAAGGGUAUUCUUGUUGCUAAUGUGUUUCAGGGAAACAAUAAUCUGCUUUUCGCUGGUUUGCUUUCUUCACUAGCUGCUGCUGGCACUUGGCUCCAGGUUGCUUCAUAUUAUGGAUGGCCAGUCUCUACAACACACUGCAUUGUAGGGUCAAUGGUUGGAUUUGGACUUGUCUAUGGGGGACCAGGUGCUGUCUUCUGGAGUUCACUGGCUAGGGUGAUUUCUUCAUGGGUGAUCUCACCAUUAAUGGGAGCAGCGGUGUCUUUUCUUGUAUACAAAUGUAUCCGUAGAUUUGUGUACAGUGCUCGAAAUCCUGGACAAGCUGCAGCUGCAGCUGCACCAAUCGCUGUAUUUUUGGGUGUAACUGGAAUCUCAUUUGCUGCUUUUCCCCUUAGCAAGACCCUCCCUUUGUCACUACUCCAAGCUCUAGCCUGUGGAACUGCUGGUGCAUUCCUUGUUGAUAGAAUUAUCCGAAAACAGCUAGGCCAUCUUCUUGACAAGUCUAAAUCAUCACAAGAUGAGCCAAAAGAUGACACCACCCUCCAAAACAAGUCGAUUGGGUUUCUCUCUGACAUAGCAGGUCCAAAAGGCACCCAAUUGGAACUAGUCUAUGGAGUCUUUGGAUACAUGCAAGUCCUCUCAGCCUGCUUUAUGUCAUUUGCUCACGGAGGAAACGAUGUCUCCAAUGCUAUAGGCCCCUUGGCUGCUGCAUUAUCUAUACUUCAAGGUGGUACGAGUGGAACUGAGAUUGUCAUUCCCGUUGAUGUUCUAGCAUGGGGAGGGUUCGGAAUAGUUGCAGGGCUAAUGAUGUGGGGGUAUAGAGUGAUAGCAACCAUCGGGAAGAAGAUCACCGAGCUCACACCAACAAGAGGAUUCGCAGCAGAGUUUGCUGCAGCCUCUGUGGUUCUAUUUGCUUCGAAACUGGGACUACCUAUCUCUGCAACACAUACUCUAGUGGGUGCUGUCAUGGGGGUGGGAUUUGCAAGGGGGCUAAACAGUGUUAGAGCAGAAACUGUGAGAGAGAUUGUUGUUUCUUGGGCAGUGACAAUUCCAGUUGGUGCUUUCUUUUCUGUUCUCUACACAUGGAUCUUGACCAAGCUUUUGUCUAAUGUUUUAUGACUAUAGAUUCAAGCAUUGAAGAGAUAAACAGUUUAUGUACCUUAGUGGUUGAUUAUGAAUACCGCAUUUUUUUCUGUCUUUUUUUUUUUUUUUUUUUUUUUUUUUUGGGGUUUUUUCACCACAAAUUGAUUUGUAGUAUAACUGUGAGUUUUCCAUGUUCAUGCGAUUUCCUGUAACUGGAAGUCACCAUGUAUUUGGUAUCCAAGAAAAUUAAUCAUGUUGUUUCUUUAA